AUGCUCCGUAGAGAACGUGAAACAAAGGAGAAAACAAUAGAACGCCAGGAUGAGAUGCAAGACUUGGAAAGGAGGCUUUCUGAUGCAGAGCGAGGCAGGAGGCUGAUACAGGCGGCUGGGGAUGGGGAGGUGGAGGAGGUGCGGGCGUUGCUCGCGGCUGGGGCGGACGUGGGGGCGAGAAGCGGGGGCGGGCGGACCCCCCUGCACUCGGCUGCACUGAACGGCCACGCGGCUGUGGUGCGGCUGCUGCUCUCUGCGGCGUCCGACGCCAACGCCAGGACUCACUGGGGGCGGACGCCGCUGCACGGUGCGGCAUGCUAUGGCCACGAAGAAGUGGCGGCUGCGUUGCUGCAGGCCGGAGCCGACAAGGGGGCGAGGACCGAAAAUGGGCAGACCCCCCUGGACAUCGCCAGGCGGUACAACCAUCACCAGCUCGUCCAGAUGCUAACAGAGCGUUAA
This is a messenger RNA of Schistocerca cancellata (South American locust), 459 nucleotides long. Its product is annotated as ankyrin repeat domain-containing protein 65-like. The record is from RefSeq and is a predicted model, not a curated record. NCBI's taxonomy places the organism in Eukaryota, Metazoa, Arthropoda, Insecta, Orthoptera, Acrididae. Gene Ontology annotation, cellular component: nucleus; cytoplasm. The transcript is spliced from 2 exons. Gene Ontology annotation, molecular function: protein binding. The coding region runs from base 1 to 459 and encodes 152 amino acids.